Molecule: messenger RNA, 2663 nt
Organism: Osmia bicornis bicornis
Lineage: Eukaryota; Metazoa; Arthropoda; Insecta; Hymenoptera; Megachilidae
Product: zinc finger protein 70-like
Exons: 6
Coding region: 591-2333 (580 amino acids)
Biological process (GO): regulation of transcription by RNA polymerase II
Cellular component (GO): nucleus
Molecular function (GO): DNA-binding transcription factor activity, RNA polymerase II-specific; RNA polymerase II cis-regulatory region sequence-specific DNA binding; zinc ion binding
Source: RefSeq, a predicted model, not a curated record
GUCACUGUACAUAGCUUUCAGAAAAUAAUGAACAUUGUAUUAGGAAUUGGAAACGUUACUACACGUCUAUUCGCAUCGGCUUUUCCAUAAAAUCCUUCUAUUAAUGGCGCGUAGCAUUAUGUUAAAAAGAAUUGCGUGAAAUUUUAACAAUUUACUACAACUACGUAGUGAAAUCUUAAUGAAAUUAAUUCAGUUAAAUGAGUUACAUUUUCAUACGUAUAUCAAUAUCGUUUUUUUCUCUACUUUUUAUUGUACAAAGAAAUUAGUCGGCGUUGAAAUACCCCGAAGAGUUCCAAUAAUUUGUAAACACUUAUAAUGAUGAUAAAAAAGAAAAAAGAUAUGUGAUUUGUAAAAUAUGUAUGUAUAAAAAUGACAGUUCUGAUUUCUGAGAAAUGGUAAAUUAAGUUGUAACUGAAAUCUUACAAGUAUAGCGUUUGAUGGUGUUUGAAAGAAAAUGAAAUCCGAUUAAAACGAAAUUUAAGUUGGCGUAAUUCUUAGUUCAUAAACGCACGUACAUAAAGUACGUGAAAUUCUGCAUUUAUAUUUUUAUAACAGAAUACAUUUGUUAUGUUAAUACAUUUUUUCAUACCAUGGAUUCUGAAAAUUCUAUCAUGCUAGAAUCAUGUGAAGAGGAUUCACUUUUGAUUCAAACUGUAAAGAGCAUGGUGACUGAAAAUACCCAUACCGAAUUGGAAAGCGAGGAAGGAUUUUUUGUAGUGACAAAUGUUCAAGACGAACAACAAAAUGUGAUUGAAGUUUCAAACGAGGAAUCAACUGUAACACAGUCCGAAGAACGAUUGUCUUGGUCUAAUUUGUGCAGAGUAUGCGCUAAUACCAAUGAUCACAUAAUUCCAAUAUUUGAAGGAGAAGGAUUACAACAUGAUUUGUGUAACAAAAUACAUAAAUAUCUACCGAUACAGGUAUCUGAAAAUGAUACACUUCCAUUACAAUUAUGUUAUCAUUGUGCUGCUACAUUAUUAGCAUGGCACGAGCUAUCAGAAGGAUGUUUGAACGCGGAAAGAAGAUUGCUGGAAAUGCAAGAUGCUUUACAAGAAAAACAAAGUUUAGAAAAAUUGGAGGCUUCUACACAGGAGGAUACUACAGCUAUAUCUAAUGUAACAGAAUCUCUUCAUCAGCCACAAGAUACCGUAGUAAAGGAUGAAGUUUCAGAAGAAUCAUCUGUUAAUGAUUCGGACAGGUGGAAGACCGACACUGACGAGAUCGUACAAAUGCCUACAGUCGAUAGCGAAAGUACAAACGCUGAGGAGGUAGAAUACAUCCAAUGCGCUCAAUGCGAUGUCGUCUUCGUAAACAUGAAAUAUUUCAUAGAUCAUAUGAACGCCGAGCACGAGACUCAGAUGCAUUACUGUCAGUAUUGCAAGCUCGUGUACAACGGUCAGCAGAAAGAUUUCGAGGAACACAUAUCGAUGCACAAUUCUGAUAAUCAAAAUUCAAAGUUCAUCUCUGAAAAUAAAACUGUGGAAUGCAUGAACGAAACAAAGAAGGGCGAUGAGGUGUUCGAUGGAAAUAUAAUUGAUACAGAACAGUUUUCAAGUUACACAUGCAAUUUAUGCGAGAGAAGUUUCACGAAGAAAUCUGAAUUAAAGAAACACAUAAACAGACAUUCCGACGUGAACAGAAUCCAAAAUCCAGAAGAAACGGAACUCGUAAAUAAAGCUAAGCAAAUAAUCAACGAUCGUGUCUCGUACAAGUGUGACACGUGUAAAAAGAUCAUAUUCACGAAACGUGGAUUUUUACGGCAUAUUCGUGUCCAUUCUGAUAAACGACCUUGCAGAUGCGACUUGUGCGGGAAAUCAUAUCGAAUCGAACAAGAUCUAGCUAGACAUAUAAGGGACGUUCACGAAGGAUUGAAGAAGUACGCCUGCGACAUUUGCGGCCGUGCGUUCGCGAAUAAAGGAGCUAAAGAUGAUCACCGAAGGAUUCACACCGGCGAACGUCCGUACGCUUGCGAACAUUGCCCAAAAAUGUUUCGUACAUUGAAUUCGAUUUAUAUUCAUAAUCGUGUACAUACGGAUUAUAAGCCACACAAAUGUUCGUACUGUGGAAAACAUUUCAGAAGCAGGCAAAGAUUAACUCAUCACGAGACUACGCAUACCGGUAUCAAAGCUUUCGCGUGCGAAAUUUGUGGUAAAACAUUUUCUGUUAAGGGAGAAGUCGUUAGACAUCGGGCUAUACACAACGAUGAGAAACCGUUUGAUUGUAAAUGCGGUAUGAAAUUCGGUCAGAAAAGAUACUUAAGAAAUCAUAUAAAGCAACAUCACAAAGAAGCGUCCUCUUGGUUGUUGGCGGAAUUAUUAGGGAAUAAUAAUUAAAGCGCGGGUCGUUAAAGAUAACUUUGCCUUAAAUACUUUUGUACGAAUAUUAUGCGGGAUAAGCUGUACAGUUAGGAUACGUAAAUUUUAUUUGUUAUAUGAUUUUUGUAUCGCAAAGAAAUAUUAUAAAUUGAAAAUUGAUACUAAUACAUUGUAUUAAAUACCUGUCUCUGUUACACUUAACGAAGCUCUAUAAUGAAUCAAUUAUACGAAACAAUUAAAAAUCAGUCUAUUAAUGUCCAUUAUUCAAUUACUUUGAUAAAAUUUGGGAUUAUUCUUUAAUGCAUAUGAAAUACAAAAAUAUAUUGAAGACAGUUAUAAGGGAAUUUU